GGACACCCCUCACUCCCACCCCCACCCCCACGUCCUUCACUCCAAUCCUCUCUUUUCUCAAAACCCUCUUUCUUUCUUCGUCUCCCUUUUCCAAAAAGCUGCGUCUCUUCUUUCUCUUUUCGAAGAAAAUAUUCAUUUCUAACUUUGCUUUGCUUUGCUUUCUGGCUCGCUCCACCCUCGCCUGUUUCUUUCUGCUCCUGCGGACGCUACGCUACUCAACCAACGCCUUUCUGCUACGCUACAUAUAUUCUAAAAUGUUUUUGCAACAACAACAAGGAAGAAGAUGAUUUUGUGGGGAUUCGAAUUCGAAUUUAUCACAUUCCCCAUUCUCAGAUCUCUCCCACAGGAUACCAUCUCACACUUACAAUUCUCUUCCUCUUACCUCAUCUGAUCAAAUUCAAUCUCUAAUAACGCAACCGAGGACAGUUCCCCACGGCUUACAGGUUGGGGUUUCGCCGACAACUGGCGCCCUAUCUGGAGAAUGCCUUCUCUGCUACAUGGGACACCAUGAACUGAUAAUCAACCCAACACAAAAUAGAUUAUGGAAACGCUUUCUCUGAGUUUGCUCUCCAAAGCGGCUCUUCUAGUUUUGGCGCUCCUGGAACUUGCUUCCGCUACACUUUCCCCUUCUGGUGUAAACUACGAAGUCGUAGCUUUGAUGGCCAUAAAAAGUGAUUUAAUAGAUCCCCAUAAUGUUCUGGAGAAUUGGGAUUCUAACUCUGUGGAUCCUUGUAGCUGGAGAAUGGUCACUUGUUCUCCAGACGGAUAUGUUUCUGCUUUGGGCCUACCAAGCCAGAGUUUGUCUGGCGUCUUAUCACCGGGGAUAGGAAACCUCAGUAAGCUGGAAUCAGUGUUGCUUCAGAACAAUGACAUUGCAGGGCCAAUUCCUGCAACCAUCGGAAAGUUAGAGAAUCUUCAGACUCUUGAUCUCUCCAACAAUGUAUUUAGCGGUGAAAUACCCAGUUCCCUAGGGGACUUAAAGAAGCUGAACUAUUUGCGACUAAAUAACAACAGCCUAACUGGACCUUGUCCCGAGACUCUAUCCAAAGUUCAAGGUCUCACACUCGUGGACCUUUCCUAUAACAACUUGAGUGGCUCCUUGCCCAAAAUAUCAGCAAGAACAUUCAAAAUUGUUGGCAACCCUUUGAUAUGUGGCCCAAACAACUGCUCUGCCAUCUUUCCAGAGCCGCUGUCCUUUUCCUCAGAUGCUCUCGAUGGAAAUUUGGGAUUUGGUAAGAGCCACCGAAAGGCAAUUGCUUUUGGAGCAAGUUUUAGUGCUGCUUUUAUUGUAUUAGUCCUUAUUGGGCUAGUUAUCUGGUGGAGAUACAGACACAACCAGCAGAUUUUCUUUGAUGUAAAUGAUCAAUAUGACCCAGAGGUACGUUUGGGUCAUUUGAGAAGGUACACAUUCAAGGAACUUCGGGCAGCAACGGAUCAUUUCAACUCAAAGAAUAUCUUGGGAAGAGGUGGUUUUGGAAUUGUGUACAAGGGAUGCUUAAAUGAUGGGACUCUGGUAGCGGUUAAAAGGUUGAAGGAUUAUAACACCGCUGGUGGGGAGAUCCAAUUUCAGACUGAAGUAGAAAUGAUAAGCUUAGCUGUACAUCGAAACCUUCUCAGGCUUUUUGGCUUCUGUUCGACUGAAAGUGAAAGACUUCUGGUUUACCCAUUCAUGCCCAAUGGAAGCGUUGCAUCUCGUCUAAGAGAUCAUAUACAUGGGCAACCGGCUCUAGAUUGGGCAAUGAGAAAGAGAAUAGCCUUGGGUACAGCUAGAGGAUUGGUGUACUUGCAUGAGCAGUGCGACCCCAAAAUUAUCCAUCGUGAUGUGAAGGCAGCCAACAUUCUCCUUGAUGAAGAUUUUGAGGCGGUUGUUGGGGAUUUCGGGUUGGCCAAACUUUUGGAUCACAGGGAUUCUCAUGUGACUACGGCGGUGCGUGGUACUGUUGGCCAUAUUGCUCCAGAGUACUUAUCAACAGGACAGUCAUCAGAAAAGACGGAUGUUUUUGGGUUUGGAAUCUUGCUUUUGGAGUUAAUUACCGGUCAGAAGGCUCUGGAUUUCGGUCGAGGAGCAAACCAGAAAGGCGUGAUGCUAGACUGGGUGAAAAAGCUGCAUCAAGAAGGAAAGCUGAAUGUAAUGGUGGAUAAGGAUUUAAGAGGCAAGUUUGACAGAGUUGAGUUAGAAGAAAUGGUUCAGGUUGCGCUCUUGUGCACUCAAUUCAAUCCUUGUCACCGACCAAAAAUGUCUGAAGUAUUAAAAAUGUUGGAAGGCGAUGGUUUAGCUGAGAAAUGGGAAGCAUCACAGCACAUGGAGACGCCAAGAUACCGAGCAUGCGAGAAUCCCCCUCAACGGUACUCAGAUUAUAUAGAAGAAUCUUCUCUGAUAGUAGAAGCCAUGGAGCUUUCGGGGCCCAGAUGAGAGUCUUUUUGUUUAUGUUUCUUAUGUAAUUCCCUCGUACAAGUUACAUCAUUAAGUUGCAGAGAAAAUAUGCGAUUGGUUGUGUAAAAAGAAACAAGAGAAAGUGUAAUGCUAAGCUGGUUUGUUGAGAAAUUCUACGGGUCCGAAGUUUAGAGCUUGUGGCGGCGAAGAUCUAUCUGAUUCUGCACAAGUCAUAAUACUAAUACUCGACCUUUCUUCUAGUCCUUGAAGAAAGAAGGUGCAUGUUUAUUAGAUUUUGUGGCCCAUGUUCGCUUGUGGAUCGUCCAAUUCAAAAAAGGCCCAAUAUCCUGAAUCCAGAUUGGAGGCCCAACCCAUUAAUCGAUCGGGAUGCUGCUUUGGUGAAACAUGAAGCAUCAUUGUCGAAUUGUAUACGCGAUGGCGCCACGCGUCCCCUGAUGUGUCGGCGGGAAUUGUAGUUCCCGCGAUCCGGCAGGAAUCAGCUUUUUCCAAGGAAACUAUUAUUUUACCCUCAUGUCUCUCUCCCUCCAACUUUGGAUUCAUCGUUUCGUUUCAUUGUGUGUGUGUGUGUUGCAUUUUGUUUAUGUCUCACUCCAAUGACAUUUAUCAUUUUGUUUUCGCUUCUAGUUCUAUUGGUUUGGCGAUGCUAA
This is a messenger RNA of Momordica charantia (bitter melon), 3042 nucleotides long. It is a transcript of the gene NIK3, whose product is annotated as NSP-interacting kinase 3. Gene Ontology annotation, molecular function: protein kinase activity; ATP binding; protein binding. The record is from RefSeq and is a predicted model, not a curated record. Lineage: Eukaryota; Viridiplantae; Streptophyta; Magnoliopsida; Cucurbitales; Cucurbitaceae. Gene Ontology annotation, biological process: protein phosphorylation.